Messenger RNA from Neolamprologus brichardi, 4676 nucleotides. NCBI's taxonomy places the organism in Eukaryota, Metazoa, Chordata, Actinopteri, Cichliformes, Cichlidae. The record is from RefSeq and is a predicted model, not a curated record.
UUAUAAGGGGAGGGUGAGCCGGAGUGAAGCGUCCCAAAGAGCAGCCGGCCUCAGAUCUGGCACUGCAGGACGCGCACAAGUCUGUGGAGUCAGCCCUCCUCCGCCUUCUCUCACCAUGCAUCCAGCAAGACUCUCAACUCGGCAGUGACAAGCGUUUCCGAAGUGACAAGUUUUACAGCUGAGUAUUUGCGCAGAAAGGCUGAAAUCGAGGAGAAACUUUGCGUAUUUCCCUGCACACUUUUCUUUACGUCGCUGGCAGUUGGAAGCAGGCGGAGUUAAGCCUUUCUGGGGAUUUUUUCCUUAUUUAAAGGGGAAUAUUCUGUUCCAGUCUCUUCACCAACAUGGAGUACACUUCAUCCCCGAAACCGCAGCUCUCAUCCCGGGCAAAUGCUUUCUCCAUAGCAGCCCUGAUGUCCAGCGGGAAGCCCAAUAAGGACAAGGAGGCGGAGGAGAACACCAUCAAGCCUCUGGAGCAAUUCGUGGAGAAGUCGUCCUGCAACCAGCAGUCCCUGGCUGACCUGUCCUCCCUGGACGGGCAUGGGGACUUCAGCGCGCCCGCCGUGUGCACGGAGCCGCUCAUCCCCACCAACCCAGGCAUCCCAAGCGAGGAGAUGGCGAAGAUCUCGUGCAGCCUUGAGACCAAAGAGCUGUGGGACAAAUUUCACGAGCUCGGUACUGAGAUGAUCAUCACCAAAUCUGGAAGGAGGAUGUUUCCAACCAUUCGAGUCUCUUUCUCCGGGGUGGACCAGGACUCCAAGUACAUCGUGCUGAUGGACAUUGUCCCAGUGGACAACAAGCGCUACCGAUACGCUUACCACCGCUCCUCCUGGCUGGUAGCCGGCAAGGCCGACCCCCCUCUCCCCGCCAGGUUGUACGUCCACCCAGACUCUCCAUUCACCGGCGAGCAGCUGAUGAAGCAAAUGGUUUCCUUUGAGAAAGUGAAGCUGACGAACAACGAACUGGACCAACACGGACAUAUCAUCCUCAACUCCAUGCACAAAUACCAGCCACGGGUCCACAUCAUAAAAAAGAAGGACCACACUGCCUCGCUGCUCAAUCUCAAAUCUGAGGAGUUCCGCACCUUCGUCUUCAUUGAGACUGUCUUCACAGCUGUCACAGCCUACCAGAACCAGCUGAUAACCAAACUGAAGAUUGACAGCAACCCGUUCGCCAAAGGGUUCCGGGACUCCUCGCGGCUGACGGACAUGGAGAGUAGGGAAAGUGUUGAGAAUCUGAUCCACAAGCACUCAUACGCCCGGUCGCCGAUCCGAACCUACGCGGGUGACGAGGAGAACCUGAGCGAGGACGGACACGCCUCACACACCAGAGGCUCAGCGUUCACCGCCUCAGAUAACCUCUCCCUGAGUUCCUGGGUCACCACGACUUCAGGUUUCUCAGGUUUUCAGCACCCACAGUCCCUAUCGGCCAUGGGAACCGGCACCGCUUCCCUGCCCCACCCCAUCCAGGGCUCCCUGCCCCCUUACAGCCGACUGGGCAUGCCGCUGACACCCACCGCUCUGGCUGGAACCAUGCAGGGCAGCGGCCCCUCUUUCCCCUCCUUCCACAUGCCACGCUACCACCACUACUUCCAGCAGGGCCCCUAUGCUGCCAUCCAGGGACUCCGCCAUUCCUCCACUGUGAUGACACCAUUUGUAUGACUCCAUCUUGGAGAGGAGAUGGAUGAACCUCGCUCUGACACUCACCCGUGUUUCGGAGCAUCAAGCUCUUUCCUCACUCCUCAUCCAGUUUGUAUCUUUCCCUUCGGUCUUUGUAAAUAGUUCACCUACAGUAAGUGAGGUGACGGUCGUGACAUAAAGAGGAUGAGGUGUACUGACAGCCAAUCAAAAAAGGACUGUGGCGCCAUCCUUUGGACCUGCGGAAACACCAGCAGAUCCUGUGGUUUCUACGAAUGCUUAAAAGACACUGUACAAACACUUGUGACCUCAAUACAAACUAAAAAAUCUAAUGCAAGGUGAUAACAGGAGCAUGUUUGAUCUUGGCCCUUCUUGAACAGAAAGUGGAUCUUUGACUUAUUUAAAGAAACAAGUAGAAAACCCUGUCUUCCCUUAAACAGGCACUAAUGGUAGCAGGGGCUCGACCGGCUCUAAAGAUGGCAGGCAAUUCUGUGGUUCUCCAAAAUGACUCACAACUCCACCGGAUGGACACCGAGGCUCAGUCUGUGAACAUUUCAGCAUGUCAUCAAGGCGGAGCAGCCAUCUCAGGUUUCCUCUGUUUUGGAGAAAACCAGCCAUAUGUACAGUUGAAAGUCAGAACUUAACACUGUUUCACCCACAGUGUUUCGAAAAUAAUGUCAAAAAACAUGUUAAAAUGCAUUGUACAAAGGCAAACGUGCUACAUUUACUCAUAGGAAAAUUGUCACUGUGGAGUUAAACAAAUAAUAGGACGCAUGCUGACCGCAGUAGACAUACACACUUUGUAUGGAAAAAUAUGAGCCAAAAAAAUAAUAAUGAAAAGGUGGUUUUUGCUUUGUUUAAAGGACCAGUUAAUGGAAGCAGCGAAGUUGCUCAAACCACAGAUGUAUUGAGAGAGCUGGAUAACAUGCUACUACUGCUGAUUUUUUUUCUUGGUGCCCGUUUAAAUCUCUAUAGACACCUGAAACUGAAGGUUAAUAUGAUUGCCGUUUGUUUAAAUAAUGUUUAAUCAGUGAUCUAGAGGUGAUUUGAAAAAGAUCCUAGCAAGAAGAUCUUUUUGGCAUUUUUAGGCAAUUUUCCUUAUAUUUUAGUAUUCCUAAAAAAAAUGGCACUCAAGUGUCUUCAGAGGAGUCACACUUUUAAUUAUGUGUAACUUCAAGACAAAGUACAGUCUAAACUGUUGAGUUACAUAACAGUUCACUUGCACCACAGUUGUCAUGAAAGGGGAAAUUAGCUACAGAGGCCAUAAACAGUUUUUGUCACAGGCUGUAAACCUGUUUAAUUCUCCUGUAAAGUUGGGCAUUUUAACCUGGGUCAGCACUGACUCACUUUAGCAACAAGCCUCAAGUGGCCAUUUGGGGAACUGCAGUUUUUGGCAUUUAAAUUUAUCCCAGUUCUUAUAAUACGUCCAUGGUAAACACAUGCAGACCUUUAAUCUAAGAUUCAUCUUUGAAUUUAACACAAGUCCCACCACGGACCAACAGCAAACUAUCUAGACAGAGGCGGAGAUAACCCAAAGCUAUCAUGGCCUCGUAAUCACCACGUUUAUCUGUGAUAGAAGUGUCAUAACGUCGAGUUCUUCAGCAUUUCAUUUUUUAAUUACCUGAUCAACUUUACUUUAGCAUACAGUGUAGCUCAGUGACUUGUCCUUGACAUCUGAAACCAACGAUCCAACACGUCGUGCUUGCUCAUCUCUGUGGAGUCGAGAAAGUACGCUUGGUUUGACGAAAAUCGUUCGAUUUAAGAAUGAUUUCACACAGACUGAUGAAUUUCACUAUCUUUGUAUAGUGACUGGACUCUAACUAAAUCACUUCAAUGACACCUUUUUUUAAAUAGCUGUAUAUUAAUUUGCUUAGGUUAGUGAAAGUGGUUGAGUGGCCCUUAUAAAUCUACUCUGACUGGCCUCUAAUGGGCUGAAUUGCGACUCAUUCACUGUAGUCUGUUUUAUAUCAAAAGGCACAUAAAACAGGGUGAAAUGUAAAGUAGAAAUAUAAACCCAGACUCCUCCUUGCUUUCAGCCUUUUGGUGGUCUGUCUUCAUUGGGCGUUACAGAGGCUGAAUGUGUGUAUGUGGUGACAAGACACAGCUGGAAAUUUUGUCUCUUGGGUCUCAUUUAAAGCAUGCAGAAAUGAGGAAGUUGGCUCUCACACUCAGUUACAGUCAUUUAUUUUAAAAGCUCUGAUGACACACAACAAGGUCAUUUUAGCCAGUAUCUGUGGUCUAUAACUGAGUCCUAAAAACUGCAGUUGAUGAUAAACCAUCCAGGCCAAUAUGCAGACUGACAUCAAUGUAAUCUGAGCCUUUAUGCCAGAAAAAUCAAAUUAGUUUGUACUCAAAAAGUGAAACGAUUUACCUUAACAGUUCGAUUACUUCAACCUGUGCUGUGGUACAGACUUUCAUUUUAAAGACGAACUCAAAAAAUAAAAAGAAUAAUCCCAUCACUACUGAUAAAAUGUGCGGUAUGGAUGGAGUUUUUUUGCUUGUUUGCGUUGUGUAUUUUGAUUAAAGGUUUCCCUUUAACACUUCUCUGCAGUUGCACAGCGAUCAGCACAGAGAAAAGAUUGAAAUUAAGCUGAAAGAGCAACAUGAGUUGGUUAAACAAACACUGUAAAUGUCCCAGUUUGACUCAUGCCAUAUAUUAACAUCACAUGUAGCCUAACGCAGCAGAACUUGAUUUUAUCUCAGCUGUGUAGUGAGCAAGACGGGGAAAUGUACGUGUUGUGGAAAUCAAAGUCCUUUUCUGUUGUUCACUGAAUGGUGAUUUCCAUGUUGAUGUAAAUGUUUAACACCUCCGAGUCGCAAUUCAAUUCAAUUCAAUUGAUUUGUUUUCGAAAUUGUUUUGUUUUUAAUGCCAUAAUCCAAAUACACCCAGUGAGAUUGUGUUUUGAUGAUUUUUAAGUGCAAUAUAUUUAUUUUAUUCUGCUGUAUAGAAAUAAUGUGUAAUGUACUAUGCCGCAUCUAAAAAAACAAACAAAAAAAAGUUAUUUGUAAACCAUGAGAAAUAUAUAUAUAUCACCACCCAGA